GGCGCAGGGGAGGGGUGGGAAUGGGGGGGACCCGGCAGGAGAAAGGGCAGAGAGGCGGGCGUUAAAGGAAACGUUUGAGCCAUCUGGUCCCGAGCUCCCGAAAACGCGGGGCGGGGAUCCAGGCAGGGCGGGGGCUUGGGGUGGGCUGUUACCGGUAGGCUGGACCUUCCGGGAUUGGAGUGAAUGGGUUGUCGGUUUGAAAGGGUAUACCCCGCCAUCCCGGCUGAGUUCGUUGAUGAGCUUGGGCCUCCCCCGAAUGGAACUUUGUUAAGACGGAGCUCACAGUGGGAGGAGGCGAGUCGCGCGGCUUCUGAUUGGAGACCCGCUCCGUAGGAGUCUUUCCACAGAGAUCCAAUUUAGGCGAUCUGGUGGGAGGGAGGGCUGUCAGUAUGUGGAGUAAUUCUUCUGGAGCCCUUGUUUGGCGGGGCGAGGAUCACCGAGGAAUCUAGCGGAAAUGGAACCUCCCAGGACCGGGAUCCCAGAGAACCCCGGGGAGGCUUCUACAGGGACAAAGGUCCCAGAAGGCUCGAGCCUUGGGAGAGCUGUGACCUCCGCAAUCCAGUCUAGGCAGGUGCCCGGCAGGGCCCGAGUGGUCAAGGCGGCUGCAGCGGGAGGACCCGGCUCCGAGCGGCCAGCUGGGGGCGCCCUUUCGAGAAAAGGCCCGUGGCCUACCGGGAGCCGCAGGCGGACCAUGAAGGGCGGAGUCCUGGGGGAGGAGCUGGCCCUCACUCCCCACUCCCCUGUUCCCCCUUUACCCCAGGCCGGAGCCUGGGAUCCCCCAGGGACUCCCUGGAACCACCGCUUUCCCCAUGGACUUCCCUGGGGACUCCAGCCCUUCUAGACAGUCAAACCUGUGCCGCCAGCCCCUAGCUCGAGCAUUAUGGGAAGCCAGGAGCCCGAAAAGACCGAAGCUGCAGCACUUGGGGACUCCUUCGCCCCUGGAAAAGGCCUCUCGGAGGGUCCUGGCCGUGGUGCUGGAAGAUGUCAUGGCUACAAACAGGGUCCCCCUGGCAUACCAAGAGGAGACCUCCAGCCGGAUGCAUCACAACAGUCAUCCAGAUUCUGUCUGCAGACAGUCACCAGCUUUACCACCCCAGCAGGUCAAGUGGCCCUUACAAGCUAGGCCUCCUGACCCACUGCAUUUGUGCCGAGAACCCUUAAGCCGCAUCCACCAGUCCUCUCCCACCUUGAGGAUGAGCUCAAGGGCAGCCUCUGGCCCAGAAGAGAGCCCUUCACAGAAGGUGGACCAGGUCACCCAGCCCACCCUAGUGGUGGUACUGGAAGACAUUGCCAACUCCAGACAACCAGUUGAGGGUUUGGCUGAAGAUGGGCCCAGCUUCAUUGUCCCAGCACAAAGCUCCUUCAGAAGUCUUAGGGGCCAGGAGAAACACUGGCCUAGGAGGGACCUGGACUUGGAAGCACCCCCAACUCUUACUUUGUCCCCUCACCCCAGAGCUGAGCCUAUGACAAAAGUUCAUCAGCCAAUGCCUGCGUCCAGAGAACUAGACCCUCCAUUCCAGCCGUCCACUCUGCCUGCGGACCCUCCAGAGAGCCCACUACCAGCCCCAGAUCCUGCUCUGGAGGCCCCAUUGACCCCACCACCGUCCAGCCUUUUACGCCCCCGUCUCAGUCCCUGGGGCUUGGCCCCUCUCUUCCGUUCCGUCCGAUCCAAGCUUGAGAGCUUCGCUGACAUCUUCCUCACGCCUAACAAAGCACCACAGCCUCCACCCCCAUCACCUCCCAUGAAAUUGGAGUUGAAGAUUGCUAUCUCAGAGGCUGAGCAGUCCAGGGCUACUGAGAGAAUUGCAUCUGUCAGCCCCCGGCCCCCUAUCCGUCAGUGGCGGACUCAGGACAGUGCCCCACCACCUGUCCCUAAAUUAUCUCUGGGCCGAAGCUACUCCUGCCCUGAUCUGGGGCCCCCUGGCCCAGGUAGCUGUACCUGGCCUCCUGUUCCAUCCCAGCCAAGCCAGUCCAGGCCCCGGAGACAUACUGUGGGUUGUGGGGAGAUGACCCGGACCCCACCGCCUCCUCGGCCCUGUCUCCGGAAAGAGGUCUUCCCUCUUGGAGGAGUGGGAGUCUCACCUUCUCUCACUACAUCUUCCUCAUCCACUGCAUCCACUUCCUUCUUCUGCGAACCAGCAGAACCCAGAUUGGGUUCAACCAAGGGGAAGGAGUUAAAAGCCUCAAAGGACAAGGUGCUUUCUGACCCAGAGACCAAGACCACGGGAAAGGUUUCUGGAUUCAGAAUACGGAGGACGCCUGUCCGACUACAACCAAACCUUACACCAAUGGGGCUGCCUCGACCAGUCAGAUUGAACAAGAAGGAGUUUACUUUGGAAGAAAUUUAUACCAAUAAGAAUUACCAAUCACCAACAGCCAGAAGGACCUUUGAGACCAUCUUCGAGGAGCCGCGGGAGCGCAAUGGGACUCUGAUUUUUACCAGUUCUAGGAAACUCCGACGGGCUGUAGAAUUUCGGGACAGUAGCCUUCCUCGAUCCCGUCGACCAUCACGAGGGGCCCGCACUGCAGCUGGCAGGACCCUUACUCCUAACCUGGCACCCAGCCAGGACGUGGGACGUCUGCUGCAAGAACGGCUGCAGGAGCUAGAUGCCUUGCUCCUCGAGGAGGAGAGAGAUUGAGAACAGCCCUGUCAGCUCUAGGAGCUCUCACUAUUUGUCCAUCCGUCCUUCAGGGAGGGGGGAAAUCUCUGGGUCAAUUGUAUUUUUUUCUCUAUAUUUCUAUAAAGUUUUCAAUAUGU
Molecule: messenger RNA, 2758 nt
Organism: Microtus ochrogaster (prairie vole)
Lineage: Eukaryota; Metazoa; Chordata; Mammalia; Rodentia; Cricetidae
Gene: Prr14
Product: proline rich 14
Exons: 11
Coding region: 810-2639 (609 amino acids)
Cellular component (GO): nucleoplasm
Source: RefSeq, a predicted model, not a curated record